UUAACGUUUGACAAUCAUAUCAGCUGUGUAUUUACGUUUCUGUGUCUCAACCUCGAACCAAAACGUCCCCAAUACAAAGCAAAAAUAUAAAUUUCAUUUAAAUGGCAUUACUGCUACGAAAUCCUCGAAUUUUGUGCAGUACCAUACCGAAAUCAUUCGUAAAAACAUUACAUAAAUCCACCACCGAUGGGGUCGCAACAGAUACGAUCGCCGAAUUCACGGAUGACCUGAUGCUGAAAAAACAACUGAGAUGGGAAAUUCUGUUACAAGAGAAAAAGAAGACAUCUGGCCGUGGAGACUCGUCCAGUUUGAAAGAAGUAACAGCCUUCAUAAAUUUGAUUAAGCGGACAACCGAAAGGUCACUUUCGCAAGUGUCAUUCGUUAGCGUAGAUUUUGAGAAAUUGGACGAGAAACACAUUGAUCACCUAGUAUUGUCGGCCUGUCUAGAUAAAAACACUGAAUUCGUUGAUAAAUUUGUGGAUCAGUGUGUAGAUGGUAAUAAAGUUGUCGGCGAGAAUACAAUGUUGACUGUAUGUGAAUACUUCAGUACGCAUAGAAAUAAUCGAAACUCUUUGAUUAAGCUCAUUGAUCUAUGUAAAGUGAACAACCGACUAGUGUAUGAUCAAAACUGUGAAUUUAAACAUUUCAAAGCGAGACAUUUUUGGGAGAAAGGCAAUUCAGAUGAAGCAUUGACACUGUUAGGUGAGGCACUCGAGCAGGUCCGUGGAUUCAACACACCCGUGCUAACAUCAGUUCUCUCAACAUACCGAUUCAUUGUGAAAGAUACUGUAGACAACAAAAGCGAAGCAAUUUUAGUAAGACUUAUCAGAGCAGCGACUCUCCUACAAACAAGACUGAAUGAAUCCUCCAUUUUGAUAUAUUUAUGGAAAGUGUGCUUUCAAAGUACAUGGUUCAGCAAUCAGGUCGUUGCCGACCAGCUAUUUAGUGAUCACUCAGAAAUACGAAUUGAUGCUGCCCAGAGACGGGGUUUCAUGACGUACAAUGCUUUGUGUAUAGGUGAAGUCGAUAUGGUUCAUAGAUUGAUUCACGCUUUUCUGAAAUUUGAGAUGAGACAAGAGUGCAAACUGGUUUUAGAGCUGUUGUUUGAGUACCAAUAUGCUCAUAAAAACCUGCAAGCUUGCUCCGAAAUUCUUAAAACUACACUUGAACUAGACAUAUACCUGGAUGAUACUUACAGUCAGAAGUUAAUACAUCUACUAACAGGUGGAAAGUUCACCAAUACGAAGCCGAAAAAAGAUGUGACACCUAAAUUUACCUUUAAAUUUUAGAGUUAUAAUAGUUUUUAGACCUAGACAUGUAAAUAAAAGACGAUACCAAAAA
Molecule: messenger RNA, 1341 nt
Organism: Bradysia coprophila
Lineage: Eukaryota; Metazoa; Arthropoda; Insecta; Diptera; Sciaridae
Source: RefSeq, a predicted model, not a curated record